AUGGAGACCAUGGACACACAGGCAUGGCUUGACUCAGAUGAGGAUUGGGAGAUGCAGAGCGAUCAUGGCGCAAGUGGCACUGCCCGGGAUCUAUUUCCAAGUGAUUGCUCUGACCAGAUGUCCAUCACCACCAUUCAGUCCGAAGUUGUUUUAAGCAACAAGGAAAAGCUCUUCGAUCUAGCUUUCAAGGAGUUCAAGAGUCAUGGGGGUGUCCGGCAAUAUCUGCAUCGUAUGUUUCCAGAUGUGGGUGCACGAGCUGAAGAUUUGGCAAAGGUGCUGCAGAAUGCAAUCCCCAAGUCACAGGAUGUGGACUAUGUUGAAAACUAUCCCUUGCCUUCUUGCUUUCCAGGACAGCAGGAGUCGCAUCCCGCCUUCGUGGUUCCACUGUGGCUUUUUAGCGUUCAGAAUGAAUCAAGCCUAAGGGAGCCGACGGCAUUGGACAUCUCAGGAAAGCUUCUUCAGCAGUAUGCCACUGACGGGUUUGUGACACAAGGUGAACCAGUGAUGCUACGGGUUCAGGAUGAUGCAGUGGUUCUUUCCAAGACAGCAGUUCCACCCGGAUCUUUGUGGUUCUUGAAAGGGGCUGCAAGGGUGCACACGGUUAUGGCCUUGGUGGUCUACUUGGUCAAGCACACAAACUGCACUCUUCAGGUUACUGACCCCUUGCUUUACAAGACCUUGUCUGCGAUCCAGUGCAAGCACAUGCGUUUGCAAAACAAGCAAGCGGAGCUGAAUGAUGAAGCUUCACGGGACGAUCGGCUGGCUGGUGCCAAGAAAAAUUCGGUGACAUCCAUCUUGGAUCUUCCCAAUCAAUGUCGUGAAGUCUUACUGGCAACAGUGAGUGAGUUUGGCUUUGAUGGUUCCCCCUACACUGAUGACAAUCUCGGCAGCAAGAAGUACCUCCCCGGGUAUUCCUUCAAAGGGCGCGCAGUGCCCCGCAAGUCCCCAUGGGUGGAACGAGGCAAAGUUACCAAGGACAGUUGCCUGGCUAUGUUUACCAUGAUCCACAGCCAGCACUGCAAGAAUCCAGACCGCAAGUUGCUGAAGGCCCAUCUGGAGGAGAAAGCUGAGAUUUGCGCGUUGGCUUGUGCUUUGAUCCAGGAGGUUGCGGCGGAAGUCCCAAACUCUGAGAAAGAACUUCGGGACCGGUAUUUGUCCAAACUUCAUGCUGGGGAUGCGAUUGUGGAAACCGAGCUGCGGAGUGCUCUGAUGACAAAAAGUGAAAAGUAUGUUGCCCGAGACAACACAAGUAUUGCGAGCAUCCUGAAUGACAUGGGUGGCAAAAGUGGCCCAGACGGUACUUCCAUAGAAUUGCAAUCGGCAGUGGAAAUUGGAGAGCAAAAGGUUGCCCAUCAGGCCUACCAGUUGUUGAUGACGGAGUUGGACUUUGAUGUGAAGAGUUGGCGAGUUCACCAGCGAAAACUGAAGGAAUAUGACGUACGACUCUAUCACCAGAAGGAUCGGUGGCAAAUCGAUAGGCACCAGGCAGCCAAAGCAGGAGCGGCGAAGAUUCUGGACAAAAAGGUUUUCACCAUCACCUGGCCUGAGAAGAUCCUGCCCGGCACAGCCGUAGAGAUUGUGCAAACUAUGGCGGCUGAUUCCAAGGCAUGGGCUCACACCCUCAAGUGCAACCAUGUUAAUGACAAGAUGAAUGAAUGGGUGUGGCGAAACUGUGCCCUUGCUAAGAACGGGAGAAACCUUGAUGAACCUGCUCAGCUGUCACAGAAGGACCUGAUCCAGAUUGAGGAAGCUGACAAGCUCCCGCUUUCAAAUGUUGAUGACCGAGUGCGUGGUGGAACAAAGUAUGCGCAGGUUGGAAAGGAUGCGGCCCUUUCGUUGUUUAAGAGCAUGACUGAAGGAGUGACCUGGUCCUCAGCGACCUGCCUGUACAUCAUUGACUACGUCCCCGUGGUUGGUGAUUUCGCACAUGCGGCUUUGAUGCUCAGUUCUUCCUUGAAUAUCCCUGUGCGAUAUGCAGCACUGCUUGAUUCUUCCCAUGAGGAAUGGCUUUCCGACAGCUUGAUGCAGAGUUUGACUGACCAGCUCUUGGCAGGACAAGUACAACCCCCGAAUGGCAUCACCAUUCCAGCGGCAGAUCCACCUCCUGAGCACAUGGACCAAAAACCUGACCCACCCCAAAUGAAGAAGAUGACUUUCAUCAAGGUGGAUGGUGAAGUUGCUGGAAUCCAGGUUCCCGAUCAGGUGUGCAUUCCAGAGGGUACCAGCAUUUGCGGGUUCGGCCGGGGCAAUUUUCGAUUUGGUGGUGAGCAGACGGCUGCUCAAGACCAUGAGAUUCACUACUUGAUCAAGUCAGCAGACCAAAUUGUGAUCAUGGAUGGGCGCGCGCAUUACCUUGGUGACCUUUUGGAGGCCCAGCGGUUGAAAGCCCCCGAUAAGCCAGGUCUUCAGUACUACGAGGCGACACUGGAGAAGGUAGAGCAGAAGUGGGAAUUGAAAAAGGUGAAAGACUUGCUGUUCACACCGCGCAUGGAUGAGGCCCUGCAGCCAAAUGGCCAUGUGACGAGCCUGGGACUUUGGGUUCCUGAGGCGGUGGGGGUGCCAGACUCUGCUGGUGUGGCUUAA
Molecule: messenger RNA, 2583 nt
Organism: Cladocopium goreaui
Lineage: Eukaryota; Dinophyceae; Suessiales; Symbiodiniaceae
Source: the annotation of a GenBank genome assembly